GUGGGUCAUGAAGCCAAUGAGGUGCGGGGGGCGUGUCCUGGGCGGAGCUGUGAUCAAGGGUCUGCGGGGGGCGGGUCCCGGUGCGGGGUCAAUGGGCGCGGGGGGGGGCUCGGCCGGUACCGGGAUGGUGCUGCCGGCGGCGGUUCGGGACCGAGUGGCCGCGGCUCACCGGGGCUCGGCGCUGCCCGAGCGUCUGCGGCUCUAUGACGGCUGGGCCGCCCGCUACGAGCAGGAUGUGGCGGCUCUGGAGUACCGGGCACCGCAUCUCGCCGCCGCCUCGCUCGCCUUCGCCUUCCCCGCGCCGCCCGCCGGGGCACGGSUGCUCGACGUGGCGUGUGGCACCGGGCUCGUAGCGCGGGAGCUCCACCGGCGCGGGUUCCGCUSCCUGCACGGCGUGGACGGCAGCGCGGGGAUGCUGGAGCGGGCACGGAGCACCGGGCUCUACCAGGAGCUGCGGCUCUGUGUCCUGGGCCGGGAGCCGCUGCCAGCGCCCGCAGAGCAUUACGACGCCGUGACRCUGGUGGGAGCCCUGGGCGAGGGGCAGGUGCCGAGCACGGUGCUGCCAGAGCUGCUGCGGGUCACCAAGCCGGGCGGCUUCCUGUGCCUGACCACAAGGAGCAACCCCUCGAACCUGCGGUACAAGGCGGGGCUGGAGGCGGAGCUGGAGCAGCUGGAGCGGAGCGGAGCCUGGCAGAAGCUGCUGGCCCAGGAGGUGGAGUACUGGGAGAGAGCCACCACCGAGGAGGAGAGCACCCAGGGCACCGGCUACAUCUCCGGGGUGGUCUACCUUUACCAGAAAUGCCCUGUGCCCCCGCUUGAGGAGGACUGAAAGCCAGCAUGGCUGUGGGGAGGGAUGAACACUUGGCCCCUUACGAAACUGAGUGCAGAGAGCCCCUCCUGGAGCAGGGCAGCUGCUGGGGGCUGACAGAGUUUUGGGGCAGUGUCCCCAAUCCCUUCCCUGCCUCCUUCUCCCCGAGGUCUGGGCUUGGGGACCUUGUCUGCUCCUCAGCACAGGGAGGGUCUCUUGGUUUCACCAGGGUCUCCAGCGUACCAUCUUUAGCUCUGACAUUCAGGUAUUGUCCCCAACAUCUCAAUGCUCACCAUGACAUCUCGCAGACCCCCAUGGCUGUUCCAAGGCAUCUCCAGUCCAGGAUGUUUUCUCCCCACCUUGCCCACCUCAGACUCAUGGCCAAAAUCUGGAUCCUUCUUCAUCUCCCACCCCCAGAGCCCCGUGGUCUUUACCUGGGGACUGUUGGAGUUGGGUGCCCAUYGCUGUGUCUGGUGGCCUCCCAUCCUCAUCCUCCCCAGGGUUUAACCCAGCCCUGAGGUGCUGGGGCCUCCACAUCCACGGUGCCAAGGUUGGAGAGGCUUUUCAAGCACCACAUCCGCCUUUCAUCCCACAACAGCUGCUUGAAUCUCUCAUUUUCCCACAGCUUUGUAGUUAAUGGUCUGGGUGGGAAGUGAGUUUGGAAGGGAUUUGGGGAGGUGGUGGCUGCUCCCCACCCAGGAGCCACCCAGCACUGCCUGCCCAGCCUGUUCCCCCAGCCCCUUGCUGGGCUGCCUCCACAAUUCCUCUUCCACURCUCCCUUGGGAAGUUUUUUACCCAAAUCUCUUGCUGGAAUAUUUGGAUUUUUUUCAUUUUUCCCUUCCCUCAGACUUGUUCCUGCUCAUCCUGUUCCCAUCUCCCUGGGGAACAGGUUGCAUCCUUCCCCUCAGGAGYUCUUCCGUGGCGUGAGGCAAUGGCUGUGUCUGUCCCUGUCCCUCAUCCAGUGCAUCCCACAUCUCCCACUCUCACCCUCCCCAUGSCUGUUGCCACCCUUUGGCUUUGUGCCCCAUGUUUUGGGAUCACUGUGCCCAUCAGUAGCUGUCCUACUGCCCCCUCCCCCGUUUGUCUCCAGCUCUGUCCCCGGGGCAGCUGGGGGCUGUGGCUGUUCCCAGCCCUGCCCUUGCCUGUUCAAUAAAGCCCUGUCCCUGC
Molecule: messenger RNA, 1976 nt
Organism: Malurus melanocephalus (red-backed fairy wren)
Lineage: Eukaryota; Metazoa; Chordata; Aves; Passeriformes; Maluridae
Gene: METTL27
Product: methyltransferase like 27
Exons: 5
Coding region: 8-829 (273 amino acids)
Molecular function (GO): S-adenosylmethionine-dependent methyltransferase activity
Source: RefSeq, a predicted model, not a curated record